Messenger RNA from Trichosurus vulpecula (common brushtail), 1821 nucleotides. RefSeq names its product pleckstrin homology domain containing N1 (gene PLEKHN1). The record is from RefSeq and is a predicted model, not a curated record. The transcript has 14 exons. NCBI's taxonomy places the organism in Eukaryota, Metazoa, Chordata, Mammalia, Diprotodontia, Phalangeridae. Gene Ontology annotation, cellular component: cytoskeleton; mitochondrial membrane. Gene Ontology annotation, biological process: positive regulation of apoptotic process; response to hypoxia; 3'-UTR-mediated mRNA destabilization. Gene Ontology annotation, molecular function: phosphatidylserine binding; phosphatidic acid binding; cardiolipin binding. Bases 61 to 1821 code for a protein of 586 amino acids.
CCUCAGUCCCUCGCAGGACCCUAACACCCCUCCCCCAACUCUUCUCAAACCCUCUUCGCCAUGGGCAAUGCCAAUUGUGUCCCCCAGGCUCCCGCACGUUUCCGAGCCUCCUUCUCCAGGAAAUCCUCGCUGAAAGGAAAAAAAGAGGACAGCAUAAGGCGUCGAGGGGAACUGUUUGGAAGCGAGAGCGGCCCAGAUGGGGACACCAAGGCUACCGACAAGAUUCUUUAUUACAUUCCAGGGACGGACAUUCCGGGCCCAGAAAGUCGCAAAGAAAAUAUAGACCAGCCCAUCCUCAGUGUGUUCAAGAAGGGCCGGCACAAAAUGCCUGUGAGGAACCUCGGGGAGAUUGUCCAUUAUGCCAAGGUCAAGUUCAAGUUCCAGAACUGCCCGGACAUCAAGGAUUGUUACCUGGAGUUGUUCCCCUCAUAUCUGUACUUCCAGGCUCAUGACUCCAGCGGCCUCACCUACCAGGGGCUGCUGCCGCUGUCUAUGCUGAACAUCUCUAGGCUAGAGAUAGAAGGAGAGCAUGCCUUCCAGAUCACAGCCCCCCUGCCUUCUCCUCUUCUGGUAUUCUGUCCCAGCGAGGCUGAGCUCCGUUGUUGGCUUUAUCACCUGGAGAAGCAGAUGGCCCUUGUUAACGGACCCCAGUGCCCAUCUCCUCAGUUCCAGGGUCCUCUAGGGGAGAACCGUCUCUGCCCUCUCCUGUGGGCCCUCCAGCACUACCCAGUUCAUCACUGGGAAGGAACCAGCCGAGAGUCUCUGGGAGAUGUAGUCUGUGCCUCCCGAGUGAAAAUGCAGCAUCUACCCUCCCAGGAGCAGCAUGACCGGAUUCUAGUACUCUACUCAUCUACACUGGUCAUCCUGUCAGAGGACUCUGAUGGAUUGAGCUUUAAGGGGGAACUUCCACUCAACGCCGUCCAGCUCAACUUUGAGGAGAGUGAGAAACAGAUCCGGUCCUUCCUGAUAGAGGGCCGCCUCAUCAAUACCAUCCGAGUAUUUUGUGCCAGCUAUGAGGACUACCAAGACUGGCUGCUUUGUUUUCGAGCUGUCCGCCUCAGAAGAGGGGGCUCCUCUACCCGCUCAGGCUCUGAGGGCUUCCAGGGGCCACGGCCACCCCUUCCAGCACAGUUCUCAGUCAGCGGGCGAGCAUCCCUUACCUCUGAUGGACGGACCAACUCCUGGGCAUCCACAGGGGCCCCAUCCACUUCCUCCCACACCAGCAACUCCCUCCCUGACCACCCCAUGCUGCCCGACAGCUGCCCUGUGGGAGCUGCCAGCACCCCCCAGAGGGACCAUGGCCAGGCCAACCCCAGCAGCUCCAGCUUGGGAAGGCGUCGGGCAGAACUGAGACGCAGGGGCAGUGGCCGCUCAGCCAAGGGAAAAGGCACCGGGCAGCCCAAAGGAGAGGAGUCACCCCUCAGGGCUCCCCUGCACCUGGACCUGGGCCUCACCAAUCUAAACCGGAGGAGUCUAGAAGGCAGUGAGGAAGCAGCAACUGAUACCCCAGAGAAACCCCAUUCUCCACUGUAUGCUGACCCCUAUACUCCAACCUCCACCACCCACAACAAGAUCACAGAUGUCAGUAACCUGGAUGAGUUCCUGGUGGCAGCUAAGAGUUGUGUAGGCCAGGAGCCACCGAGCACCUUCCCCACUGUCCCUGUCUCCGUCCCUGUCCCUGUCCCAUCCCCCAGCUCACACCCCCUUCAGAAAAAGCCAACCCAGCAGCACUGGGAGUCUCAAAGACAUCGAGGUUCCUUCAAAGUCCGGGGAGUUGGUCCUCUGGAGUCUUCCCGAACUCGGCAGGUGAGUGGUGGCUGA